GUGUUUCCCUAGAGGCAGAGCGCGAGCUUCUUCCCUUCGCGCGCCGUGACGCGGAAAGUGUGUGCCCGCCAUAGCAAUCGCCGCCGCCGCGGUGUGUGCGGGGCCCAGUGCAGGGGCCGGGAGCAGCGGCGGGGACCCAGCGGGGCAUCGGGCAGGCUAAGCCAUGACGUCAGGAUCUGGGCAUGUGGACUCCAAGGCUGAACUCACCGCUUUGCUGGAGCAAUGGGAAAAAGAACAUGGCAGUGGGCAAGACAUGGUCCCUAUCCUCACCAGAAUGUCUGAGUUAAUUGAGAAGGAGACUGAAGAAUACCGCAAGGGGGAUCCGGACCCAUUUGAUGACAGACACCCUGGUCGAGCAGAUCCAGAGUGUAUGCUGGGCCAUCUGCUGAGAAUACUUUUUAAGAAUGACGACUUCAUGAAUGCGCUGGUGAAUGCUUACGUGAUGACAAGCAGGGAACCUCCAUUAAAUACUGCUGCCUGCCGACUCCUUCUGGACAUCAUGCCAGGACUGGAAACUGCCGUUGUCUUUCAGGAAAAGGAAGGCAUAGUUGAAAAUCUAUUUAAGUGGGCCCGAGAGGCGGAUCAGCCAUUGAGGACAUAUGCAACUGGGUUGCUAGGAGGUGCUAUGGAAAACCAAGAUAUUGCUGCCAACUACAGAGAUGAGAACUCUCAACUGGUAGCUUUGGUUCUUCGACGGCUACGGGAGCUACAGGGUAAUGAAAUGACCAUGAAACAGGAAAACAAGCGUCCCAGUCCUCGGAAGCUGCCUUCGGAACCUCUGUUGCCUCUGGAUGAAGAGGCUGUGGAUAUGGACUAUGGGGAGAUGGCAGUAGAUGGGGAACAGGAGGAAGUUGCUGGGGAUAUGGACAUCUCUUUUCAUCUUGAUUCAAGCCACAAGACGAGCAGUCGAGUGAACUCUGCCACAAAGCUUGAGGACAUGGGACUAAGGAAAAGCAAAUCAGGGAAACAGCAUGAAAGAGACAGCUUCCGGAAGGCCAAACAAAAACUGGGCUUCUCUUCUUCAGAGCCAGAGCGGAUGUUUGUUGAGUUAUCCAACAGCAGCUGGUCAGAAAUGUCCCCAUGGGUAAUUGGCACCAACUAUACCCUUUACCCUUUGACUCCUGCCAUAGAACAGAGACUAAUUCUGCAGUACCUGACCCCCUUAGGAGAAUACCAAGAGCUGCUCCCUAUCUUCAUGCAACUUGGAUCAAGAGAGCUGAUGAUGUUCUACAUUGACCUGAAACGGACCAAUGAUGUGCUGCUCACCUUUGAAGCUCUAAAGCAUUUGGCAUCGUUGCUGCUCCACAACAAGUUUGCUACGGAGUUUGUUGCUCAUGGAGGAGUGCAGAAGCUGCUAGAGAUUCCUCGUCCUUCCAUGGCAGCUACAGGGGUCUCCAUGUGCUUAUAUUAUCUAUCCUACAACCAGGAUGCCAUGGAGAGGGUGUGCAUGCAUCCCCAUAACGUGCUGUCGGAUGUUGUGAACUACACCCUGUGGUUGAUGGAAUGCUCCCACGCCUCGGGCUGCUGCCAUGCUACCAUGUUCUUCUCCAUUUGCUUCUCCUUCCGUGCUGUCCUGGAGCUCUUCGAUAGGCAUGAUGGCCUCCGUCGCCUAGUGAACUUGAUCAGCACCUUGGAGAUCUUAAACCUGGAAGACCAGGGAGCCCUCCUGAGUGACGACGAGAUCUUUGCCAGUCGCCAAACUGGGAAGCACACCUGCAUGGCCCUGCGCAGGUACUUUGAAGCUCACCUUGCCAUAAAACUUGAACAGGUGAAGCAGUCGCUCCAGCGCACUGAAGGUGGCAUUCUGGUCCAUCCGCAACCACCAUAUAAGGCCUGUUCCUACACUCAUGAGCAGAUUGUGGAGAUGAUGGAGUUUCUAAUAGAGUAUGGUCCAGCACAGCUCUACUGGGAGCCAGCAGAAGUCUUUCUCAAAUUGUCUUGUGUGCAACUCAUGCUCCAGCUUAUCUCUAUAGCAUGCAACUGGAAGACAUACUAUGCCAGGAAUGACACAGUACGCUAUGCUUUGGAUGUUCUGGCUAUCCUUACUGUGGUUCCUAAAAUCCAGUUGCAGCUGGCAGAGCCUGUAGAUGUGUUGGAUGAAGCGGGAUCUACUGUCUCCACUGUGGGUAUCAGCAUCAUCCUGGGAGUUGCUGAGGGUGAAUUCUUCAUCCAUGAUGCAGAGAUCCAGAAGUCAGCCCUUCAGAUCAUCAUCAACUGUGUGUGUGGCCCAGAUAAUCGGAUCUCCAGUAUCGGCAAAUUCAUCUCGGGAACACCCCGACGAAAGCUCCCCCAGGCACCCAAAAGCAGUGAGCACACACUGGCCAAGAUGUGGAAUGUGGUACAGUCUAACAAUGGUAUCAAAGUGCUGCUGUCAUUGCUGUCUAUAAAGAUGCCAAUUACGGAUGCAGAUCAGAUCCGAGCAUUAGCCUGCAAGGCCUUGGUGGGGCUGUCCCGUAGCAGUACAGUCCGGCAGAUCAUCAGCAAGCUUCCCCUCUUCAGCAGCUGUCAGAUCCAGCAACUGAUGAAGGAGCCUGUGCUCCAGGACAAGCGCAGUGACCAUGUCAAGUUCUGCAAGUAUGCUGCUGAGCUGAUAGAGCGUGUCUCAGGGAAGCCAUUGCUGAUUGGCACAGAUGUCUCCUUGGCUCGGUUGCAGAAAGCGGAUGUGGUGGCCCAGUCAAGGAUCUCAUUUCCUGAAAAGGAGCUGCUGCUUUUGAUUCGGAACCAUCUCAUCUCUAAGGGGCUAGGAGAAACUGCCACUGUCCUCACUAAAGAGGCAGAUCUACCCAUGACUGCGGCAUCUCACUCCUCUGCCUUCACCCCUGUUGCAGCUGCUGCCUCCCCUGUGGCUCUGCCUCGCACACCUCGUAUAGCUAAUGGUAUCUCAGCCCGACUGAGUAGCCAUGCUUCUGUAGGUUCUGCUGCCACCUCUGUCCAUGCUCAGCCAAGGCCUUCUGUAUCCCAGGGUCCACUUGCCCUUCCAGGUCCUUCUUAUGCCAGCAACUCCCCCUUGAUUGGCAGGAUUAGCUUCAUCAGAGAGCGGCCACCACCCUGCAAUGGCAGGAAAAUCAGAGUGCUGAGACAAAAAUCGGACCACGGCGCCUACAGCCAGAGCCCAGCCAUCAAAAAGCAGCUGGACAGACACCUCCCUUCCCCACCCACGCUGGACAGUAUAAUUACAGAGUACCUUAGGGAGCAGCAUGCCCGCUGCAAGAACCCUGUUGCCACCUGCCCCCCUUUCUCUCUCUUUACUCCCCACCAGUGCCCUGAGCCAAAACAGAGGCGCCAGGCGCCAACUAACUUUACCUCGCGGCUGACCCGUAGGGCGGCCUUUCCGAAGUAUGGAGGGGUGGACGGUGGAUGCUUUGAUAGACACCUUAUAUUCAGCAGGUUUCGUCCAAUUUCUGUGUUCCGGGAAGCAAAUGAGGAUGAAAGUGGCUUUACCUGCUGUGCAUUCUCUGCACGGGAGCGAUUCCUAAUGCUGGGCACUUGCACUGGGCAGCUGAAGCUCUACAAUGUUUUCAGUGGGCAGGAGGAGGCCAGUUACAACUGCCAUAACUCUGCCAUCACACACCUUGAGCCAUCCAGGGAUGGAUCUUUACUGCUAACAUCUGCUACGUGGAGCCAACCGUUGUCUGCGCUGUGGGGGAUGAAAUCUGUCUUUGACAUGAAGCAUUCCUUCCCAGAUGAUCACUAUGUGGAGUUCAGCAAGCACUCUCAGGAUAGGGUCAUUGGCACAAAAGGGGACAUUGCUCAUAUCUAUGAUAUUCAGACUGGCAACAAGCUAUUGACUCUGUUUAACCCAGAUCUUGCCAACAACUACAAGAAGAACUGUGCCACCUUUAACCCCACAGAUGACCUUGUCCUAAAUGAUGGGGUGCUCUGGGAUGUCCGCUCUGCACAGGCCAUCCACAAGUUUGACAAAUUCAACAUGACCAUCAGUGGAGUUUUUCAUCCUAAUGGGCUAGAGGUCAUAGUCAAUACAGAGAUUUGGGAUCUUCGAACGUUCCAUUUGCUGCACACGGUACCAGCAUUGGAUCAGUGCCGUGUAGUCUUCAACUACACUGGCACAGUUAUGUAUGGAGCUAUGUUGCAGGCGGAUGAUGAAGAUGACCUACUGGAGGAGAGGAUGAGAAGCCCCUUUGGGUCAUCCUUCAGGACAUUCAAUGCAACGGACUAUAAACCUAUAGCCACCAUUGAUGUAAAACGGAAUAUCUUUGAUUUGUGCACGGACAGCAAGGAUUGCUAUUUGGCUGUUAUUGAGAAUCAAGGGAGCAUGGAUGCCAUGAACAUGGAUACAGUUUGCAGGCUCUAUGAGGUAGGCAGGCAGCGUUUGGCAGAAGAUGAAGAGGAUGAAGAGGAAGAUCAGAAGCCUAUGGAGGAGGAAGAACAAGAGGAAGAGGAUGAUGAUGAAGAUGAUGAUGAUACAGAUGACCUUGAUGAACUAGACACUGACCAGCUGCUGGAGGCCGAGCUGGAGGAGGAUGAGAACAAUGAGAAUGCUGGUGAGGAUGGAGACAAUGAUUUCGCUCCCUCUGAUGAUGAGGAGCUCGCCAACUUGCUGGAAGAGGGGGAUGAAGGUGAAGAUGAGGAUUCUGAUGCAGAUGAGGAAGUUGAGCUGAUCCUUGGCGAUACUGACAGCUCAGAUAACUCUGACUUGGAAGACGACAUAAUCUUGUCUCUGAAUGAGUGAGGAGUGACCACCACGCAGGGUGUUGGCAUCAAGAGAAGUUCCCUUCCCAGAAGACAAGAGACCAACUCGGAAGCAAUUUCUGAGCACCCCUUGGGACAUCCAAGGAACUCCAGCCCAUCAGUUGUGUUGGUUUGGGUCAGAUUGAGGCGCUUGAAUAAACAGACCGGGGUUAGGCCUCUUUCUCUCUGCCUUUUUUUUUUUUUUUUUUUUAAUUUUUAAUUUUAGGCUGAGAUGAGACUCUCCUCUCCACGGAAACGUCUGAAGCUAUUUCAGAAUAUAUUUUCUUUGUACAAAGUUCUUUCCUAAAGAACAAAAAUAGUUUUAUAUAAAACCAAAAAAAGGAAAAAAAAAAAAAAGGAAAAGAAAAAAAAAGGCAGGUGUUAUAGUAAAAAGGGUCUGAACUUUGUAUCAAUCUAGUAUCUUGUUACCACGGGUCAGGUUAUGGGGGAGAAAAAUUGUUUAAAAUUAACAAAAGGGCCAUUUUUACCGAGUACUAAAUGAAAUAAGAGGAUCAUGGUUUCUAAAAUCACCAAGAAUUGAGAAUUUUUUUUAAACAGGUGUUACACAAGCUAGCAGCAGAUGGCAUGUGUCACCUGCCUUUAGGGAAAAGCCCAAGGGGGUAACUGAACCUCCAGCCUGUUUUAAGCAGAGGUUCUUGCUGUGACAGCAGCCAGAGGGGGAGGCUGACACCCUGGUAUUCAUGGAGACAAGGGGCUCUGGGAUUGCAGUUUGGGCCCUUUUUUCCCCUUGUGAUUCAAGUUUUUUUAAUCUUUUUUUCUCCCUUUCACACCCUCUGUGGAAACUGCAAAUUGAAGGCCUUUCUUUAAUGUAAAGUGUAUUUAUUAAAAAAAAUAAAAUACAAGUCCUGUCUCUA
Molecule: messenger RNA, 5564 nt
Organism: Mauremys mutica (yellowpond turtle)
Lineage: Eukaryota; Metazoa; Chordata; Testudines; Geoemydidae
Gene: DCAF1
Product: DDB1 and CUL4 associated factor 1
Exons: 25
Coding region: 164-4690 (1508 amino acids)
Biological process (GO): protein ubiquitination
Cellular component (GO): Cul4-RING E3 ubiquitin ligase complex; nucleus
Molecular function (GO): histone H2AT120 kinase activity; nuclear estrogen receptor binding
Source: RefSeq, a predicted model, not a curated record